GUUGUGCGCUUGCCAUCUGCUGAUGCGUGCUGAUGUGCAAAAUUCUGCUCAUUCGGCUUUUCUAGCCGGUCAUCUUGGCAGGCACCGAAAAAGACAAGAAAAAAACAGACCAAAAAAAAAACAGACGACGAAAUGGCAUCGAUGAUUUUCUUUUGCGGGCUGGGUACCUCAAGGUUUUGGCGAAGAUGGCCGGCGCGGUCUGGUCAUUACGCUGGUUCAAACGACAUUCCUCCCUGUAUAAACAACCUCACCCGACAUACCCUUGUUUUAACCGACAAAAUUCCUUCGAGGCUCUUCCCCCGGCGCGACAUGAGAAGUUAUCGAUACCAGUCUCAUCUUUAUUUUGGAUGUUUCGAUCACAAUAAAUCGACAAAAAUAUUUUCGGUGUUCUGACCUCGCAAGAUGAGGCUGGACCUGCACGAAUGGCGUUCCACACGGACGGUUUUGCAUUUUCACGACAUUGCAUCGGUGUGUCAACACCACGGCGGAGUUCUCGGAUAUAAUUAAUUCUCGGCAUCUUAUUUUUCACGGACAGCGGGACGACUUUUGGUUUUCCAAGAUGAUUCAAAAUUUUAGUUGCUCAUCAUGGUGCUCGACGGGUCACGAAGUCAUAUCGAAAAAGAUUAUCUCGACAUAUAGAAUGAGUGUCUUUCAGCAACUUAUUCGGAGCGGGGGGGCAACAGGUGUUUCUGUUAUGGGCUCACAUGGGAAAUAUCAAACGGGCGGUGGCGGGCAAAGAUAUGCGUUGCUCUUGUUUUGCGACAAAUCUCCAAAGCUUGGAAACGGGGGUCCUGGGAAAUACCUUUUGGGAAAGGUGGAGUUGGUCAUGAUUUUUGGUGCGGUCUGCUGGCGAGCCUCUGCAUUGUUGUUGCCUGUUGGUUUGAGCGAUGCGGACGGAAACGCGCGCACAGUCUUUUGGAAUUCCUUGUGCCUCUUCUCUCAUUUUUCACUAUUCGAAGAUGGACUAUUUCUCAACAUUUCUCGCUCCUGGGAGGGGCUUCUUCAUGGGUCUUGCAUCUCUGGACGCUGGGACGCGAUGGGUGGUGUGGUUCACCUUGCCUGGGCACUGUUCGCGAGCAUCUCAGAAGAGUUGUGUUUCUGGGAAGCGGUAUGAGACGAUAAAUGGCUCUGGUGGUUUCUGGGAUGGAGAACGGGAUACCUUUUGGGGUUGUAUAGGAAACGCUCAAGACGUGAAAGGUGUUCAAGGGGGUUGGGCCACUCAGACCCGAUCUUGUGGCGCGAAGCCAGCAAGGCGCAAUGCAAAAUACGAUAUGUUCAUCUUAACAUCGGUG
Messenger RNA from Colletotrichum destructivum, 1292 nucleotides. RefSeq lists its product as uncharacterized. The record is from RefSeq and is a predicted model, not a curated record. Bases 560 to 1114 code for a protein of 184 amino acids. NCBI's taxonomy places the organism in Eukaryota, Fungi, Ascomycota, Sordariomycetes, Glomerellales, Glomerellaceae. The transcript has a single exon.